Molecule: messenger RNA, 1653 nt
Organism: Pogona vitticeps (central bearded dragon)
Lineage: Eukaryota; Metazoa; Chordata; Lepidosauria; Squamata; Agamidae
Source: RefSeq, a predicted model, not a curated record
CUGGGCAGUGGCGGCCGGCGAGCCUUCCUCCUUCGCCUCCUCCUCCUCCCGAGCCUUCGAUGAAAGUUUCUCCCCGUGGCUGUAGGCUUGCGCGUUGGGCUGGCUCGGACAGCAGGGGGGAAAAAAAAGCAUCCAGGCCCUUUCGGAAGGGCUUCUUUUUAAUUUUUUUGCACGGUUCCAAAAAGGGAAGGAGGAGCAGCCCCUGAAAAGGGCCCACCUGGCCAGCCACCUGCGUAGAAAGGGUGUGUGCGCGCGUGCACGCAGGGCAGAGAUGACCCCCGGCUUUUGAGCUCAGCAGAGGGAUUGAGAUCCUGGACCUUGACCCCAAGUUUCCCCAAGGAUCUUGGCCAGGACGCCGGCUCGCGGUCGGGAUCCACCCAGCAACCCGCCCGCGGCCGCGGAGCAACGCCAAGGUGGAUGGAUCACCAGCGGAAAAAAAAGCUGACCAACUACACCAUCGGCCUGAUCUUCCUGUCCGGAGGGAUCGAGUAUGCGGUGAUCCUGCCAACCAUAUGGGCUUACCUGCAGAUGCUUGACGCUGAGCCCUACUUUUUGGGCCUGGCCAUCUCUGCCUUCAGCUUUGCUGGACUUCUCACGGGUCCGCUCUUCGGCUAUUGGUCCGACCGUACUCGUCAAACAAAGCCCAUCAUCCUGUUUGCCAACAUGUUCCAGAUAGCUGGUGUGGGAACUGGAGCAGGAGCAUCCAUUUUUGGUUAUCUCACCCGCUCUACGGCUUCUGAGGAGCGUGCCACUGUGUUCGCGGCUGUCAUGGCAUGCCGGCAAUUUGGACUGCUGGUUGGGCCAGCCUGCAACCUUUUCCUACGCCUCUGUAAUUUCCGGAUCGGGCCUUUCGUGGUUAAUAAGUUCACGUCACCCGGGCUCUUCAUGUGCCUGGUCUGGAUCCUGCUUCAAAUCGUCGCUGUGACUAUGUACUUUGACCUCCAGCCGCCGCCGUUGGCCCGUUCGUCAAAGGCUGUGCCGAGAACAUCACAGGAUGUCUUGGAGGAAGAUGAGGUGGAACCUCUCAUGAGGCAUGAGGCUGGCCAGGAGGAGGCGACAGAGAGCGGAGGCUAUGGCAGCACCACCGAUGUGGAGCGACAGGAGCCUUCACUGGGGGAUGAGUAUCGCUACGUGCCCAAUGGACACCUCGCUGAUGAGGAAUCGGCUGACGAGAAAGAGAAGAGCCCCUUCCAUGAUUUCAGCUCCAUGAGAGACGAUGGUAACUCCAAUCACGCAGCGGUACUUGAACUUUGGAGAACUGGAGAACAGCAUCAUGUAUUUUCUGUGUGGCGCGGAGGUCAUUGUGGGCUUCUUCCUGGUGCGCUGCCUCAGCACUCGCCUGACGGACCGCGUCAUCUUAGUUCUCGGCCUGGUCAUCUGCAAUGUAGCCUGCGUCUGGUGUUUGCUCUUCCUGGGACGGCCUCAAGGUAAUGGCGCCCAAUGACUGGGGGGAAAGUAAGGACGUUCCACCCGGGCCUCCUGGUGGCCUCUUUGAGGCAACGGCCUCAUCGCCUCCUGAUUGAUCUCCAGCCAGUUUGAAUAAAACUCUUAAUUCUCCUUCUAUAAUCAGGACACUCUGCAGUUGGGAUAAAUUGGGAGAAAAGGGUAGCUUUGAUGAGGUAAAUCUUAGAGCUUGUAAAAGCUACCUUUUGA